AUGGCGUCGGUGCCGCCACGCUUCUUCCACUGCCCGCCACUGCAUGCGACGCAGCGCGAGGCUUACAUCCACCUCGCGCUAACCUCGUCCCAAGACACGCUUCUCAAUGCGCUGCACAUGCAGCGCGCGCGAGCGACCAAAGUGUGCACGAGCAAGACCACUGGCGCCACGGCCCGCAUCUGCCGUGGCCGCGAUCGCCUCGACAAGAGCGUGCAGGGCGCCGUUGCCUCGACACAGCUCCACGGCUGCCGGCUCGACGACGUCGUCGCGUACUUUGAGUUGGAUCAACUGCUUCAGCAAAAGGCCUUGGGCCUCGUCAACGGCCAGACGCUGUAUACGCUCGUCGACCGCUCGCAGACGCAGCCCAUGCACUAUGUCGGCCUGCACUGGGUCGCGUGUGCGAGCCCGCUCGUUGGCGUCGCGCCGCGCGACUACUGUGUCCUCGAGUAUCAAGAUGCGUUCGUGUAUUUUGACGAGGUGUGCGGCAAGGAGCGCCGCGGCUGGCUGCGCAUGCUGCACUCGAUCCCAUCGCCGUCGUGCCCGUCGCUCCGAAGCUCGCACGGCCUGGUGCGCGCCGAGCUCUUCCGCUCGGGACAUGUCUUCAUCGAGACCGACACGCCGGGUGUGCUCGACUACCACCAUGUGCUCUGUGCAAAGCUCCAUGGGUCGCUACCUCAGUUUCUCGCGGCCAAUACCAUCGUGUCCCAAGUGAGCCAGGUCUUUUGCCGGCGCUGCUGCCGCGUGCGCGGCGACGACUAUAUUUGUGCUGCGUGCGAAGCGCCUCAGUUCACGCUAAGCCGCGCCGAGCGCUCGGUCAAGGUGCGCCCGAGCUUGCGGGCCACGCAGGCAACCGACCGAUCGACGCAGUCGUCGCUCCUCGGUGACGUCGCCUUCUCCGACCCGACACCCGAUGACGCGGCGUGCGCCAUCGAGGGCACGUUCACCUUUAUUGCGUCGUCGCGCUCGCUCGUUGUGCAGCCAGAGAUUGCACUUCUCGAACCCGAGCCAACGACUCCAUUGCCGCCCGUCGAGCGCAAGCGAACGCUCUCGGACGGUGUCGUGCCGCUCUUACAGCACACGCAGCGCGACGCGGCGCAGGCAUCCACGAAGAAGCUCUUCGUGCUCUAUGAAGACCCGCUACGACCACUGGAGCCAUCGGCGCUCGACGAGACGCUUGGCACCGCGCGCCUCGCACUGCAGAGCCAACGAAGCAACCAAUUGUACAGCAUUUUGCGCUCCAAAUACGACGCGCCGGACGGGACCGAGCACCGAAAGAAGGUGAUCGAGCGUCUCUGCGUCGACCUGCUGCGGCCCAACGAGACGACGACACCGACGGCCUCGGUAUAG
Molecule: messenger RNA, 1347 nt
Organism: Saprolegnia parasitica CBS 223.65
Lineage: Eukaryota; Oomycota; Saprolegniomycetes; Saprolegniales; Saprolegniaceae
Exons: 6
Coding region: 1-1347 (448 amino acids)
Source: RefSeq, a predicted model, not a curated record